AUGGGGUACCCGGGAGAUCAACGUGUGGGUCAAGGCAUGAUACAUGGGCUUAUUGAGGGAAGUGGGAAGGGAAAGGCAGGGGGAAUAUUGGCUCUGGACUGGCACGAGGCAUACGAUUGUGUGGAGCGUGAGGCUUUGUGGAAAAUUAUGCAGUGGAAAGGAUUUGGGAAAGAAAUAGUAAGCUGGGCAAUGGCUUUGUAUGAGCAAGCUAUGUUUAAGGUACAGCUGAACUUUAAACCUGCAGAGUAUGUUGGCAGUGUCGCUGUACAGAACCUGGUGGUACCAGCCAGGGAAGUGUCCUUGGCUGUUGAUUUCAUCUUUACUGCUCCAAUCAUAGUUUUUGGCAAUGUUCUGGUGUCUGGGCUGGUUGAUGGCAUAGAUUUGGAAGACUUCUUCUCUACCAGAGCUGUGUUUAAUACCACACAAACUCUGUUUGGGUCCUAUACAUUUGAGGCAAUGAGAGUGGAAGGUGAUCUACAGGUAGAAAUGAUAAAUAAUGUGUCGAUAUCUGACCUGGUAUUGAGGUACAGCAGCUCACAGCAGGUAAUAUCAGGCACAAAGAUAUUGAAUGGUGGUCUCGUUGUUACCGGGGACAUCUUCGCCUCUACACUAAAUGGUUUAGACCUCUGGAAGCUGAAUAAUACACUAGUGAGACUAGACCGCAGUGUCACCAUAAAUACUCCUGUGGUUUUUGAGAAAAAAGUAACAUGCUCAGUGAAGGCGUUUGUCAAGAACACUGUCAACGAUUUAGACCUCUCAGAGCUAAGCCGCAAUCUGUCUACUCUGAGAACGAGAAUCACUGAACAUUAUCAUAGAAUUGACAGUAUCCUGAAUCAGUUUGGUUCACUUCAUGAAGAAAACUACGAAACUGCCAAAGGACUGUACUCUGAACUCUCGUACCUGGAGAAGAUAGAUCUACCCAGAGACACUAAUGUAUAUGGCAGACUUUGGACUGGUAGGAUUCCUGGAGCAGAGGGUCAGUACCUGAAGAUAAUUAGUUGCCCAGAUCCUCCAUGUGGCUGCUCUACACAAUGUCACUACUACAAGGUGAUGCCAGACACAAGACUGGAAGCAGUCGCUCAAGUUGGACUAAGAAUCGAUAUUAUAAAUUACCCCUUGAAUGACGAGCACUUCGUGGCUAUUUAUUCACAAUGUGAAACUGGCAUACCAAAAACAAAAGUGGAUAUGUAUUAUGCAAACAGCCCACCCAUUGCUUCGUAUGAAACUGAAGGCAUGGUGUCAGACACUGGCCUGUUUGUCUCUAGUGGGAUUAACUACUUGGUCGUCAUGCUGCAUGUUCUUGAAGGAAUGGAUCGCACCCAAAACUCUUUGACAAUUGUGCUGAAGCUCGAUGAAGGUGGUGAGAAAAUUACACAAACAUGGAGCAUAAAAUCUGCCAAGGAAGCUGUCGACAUUGACUUGGCUUUUACUGACAACACCUGGUUCCUGUUUGUUGCAAAUACUUACGAUCCUGACGACACCAUUGCUCCUUACACUACCACCUCACAACUCUUCACUUGGAGCCACUCCACUCAAAUGUUCACCAUGGUGGCAGAGUACGUGGCGGAUCACACAUCGUCUGUCAGCUUCCUGCAGACAGUCUCGCCUCUUGAAGAAACCUUAUUUACUCUGGCACAGCUUAAGCUGGCAGAUUCUCCAGCGUUCAGAGACUGCCUGAAAUACACUACAAAAGUUCUAGUGUUCCGGUAUAACAUGAACACCAGGAAUUUUGAAGCAUACCAGUCACUUGCUGCAUAUGGUGUGGUAGAUCAGGCUGUGUUGCAUGUAGACGACACGCUUUAUCUACUACUAUUGUCUAAUUAUGAAGACAGUCUAUAUGUUUAUGAAUAUCUUCAUCGUGAGGGCUUCAUCCUACUCUACAAAAUUCGUGUAAAGGAUCCCUACUCUGUGCUUAUUAUGGAAGUGGAGAGACAAACAUUCGUAGUAGUGUCAACAAGUCGUGGUCUUGAGAGAUUCAAAGUCCACCUGAAGGGCGUAUCUCCUGACUUGUUGCUGUAGAAAUUGAAAAGUUUCGCUUAAACUUUUUGUGGCAAUCUGAUAAAUUAUUUUUAAUAAAUAUGUAUGAACUCUA
This is a messenger RNA of Cherax quadricarinatus, 2092 nucleotides long. The record is from RefSeq and is a predicted model, not a curated record. Lineage: Eukaryota; Metazoa; Arthropoda; Malacostraca; Decapoda; Parastacidae.